CCAGGAGAGGGGAAGCAAGAGUCGACACCUCGUGGGACGAGCUUCUCGGCUCCAGUUCUGUAGCGUACGCAACUCCAUGGCGAGCUCUCUCGGAGCCGCGCACUCCUGAUUUGCCUCCGCAUUUCCCCAUCCCACGACCAUUCUCUGCGUCCCCCGGUCCGGCGAGCCAUCCCCAGAGCGCGAGCCUGUCGCCCUGUUCCUUGGGUCCGGAUUCCGUUGCUCUCUCGCUCGAGCUCUGCUCCUCGCUGCUCGGUGCUUGGUGCCGGUUUAGAUACGCCCAGCUAUGAAGGAGCGGAGCGCAGAGCUGUGGAAGCUGGAAUAAAGGCCAGGCCUUGCACGAGUACCCAGUAAACACCCGCGACCAACUGCCGACACUUCUCUCGCGGACUAUUGUCUUCGCAUCUCUCGAACGAAAGAGUCGGGAGAGACUUUCUGCGAGUGGGCGGGAAUGCUUGAAAGAGGAAUCGAACGACGAUUCUUGGGCUCCGAGAGCGAGACCGUGAGGGAGUGAUUGUCGAUGGGCGGUGGAUUCUGGACGGGCUUUGGAUCCGUGAGUGAAGAGUUAUAUCGAGUAGUGAGUGAGUGGGUGAGUGGGUGAGUGAUUGCUUCGUUUGUCCAUUAAGUGGUUGGGUGGUCCUCUCGCGGCCCGAAUUGUGUGGGAAGCCCGCAGCUGGAGUGAUGAGUGAGUGAGUGAUCGAGUGUGUUGGGGAGGCAGGGCCAGAGGCAGAGGCAGAGGCGGAGACAGAGACAGAGACGGACGCUGGAGCGAGGUCAUUCUCUACGCUGGACAGCGGGAAGAAAUGUUCGCGAUGGAUGAUGGUGGUCGGCGAGAGCAGCGCUUCGGAAUGCGAUGAUGCGGACGGAGACGAGGACGAGGAUGAUGAUCAAGGUGCUGGAGAAGUGAUCGAGCUCGUUGUCGGGGUGAUUCGGGCGGGGAUUGAAUUGGGAUUCGGGGAAUUGCAGAGAGAGCGAUCGUAGAGGAGAAGCCAGCGACCUCCGCGCGGGACGGGAGGAAUUGGGAAAAUGCCGCCGCCGCUGCCGACGACGACGAAUGUACGAGCGAGGGCGCUGAGCACGAAAUGGGUGGUGAUGCUGUGCAUCGGGUGCUUCUGGGUGGGCACGCUGUUCACGGGCAAGAGGGUGUGGCCGUCGCCCGCGACGACGGGGCUGGUGAAGCAGGAGGCGGCGGGCGAGUUCGAGAAACUGCUCGUGCAGCAGCAGGAUGAGGACAUGGACGACGACGAGGAGUUCCGGCCCCCCAAAGACUCGUACGACGCCAAGGAGAUCCUGUCGCACAUCUCGCAGCUGCACUCGUCGGUGCGCACGCUCGACAAAUCCAUGCUCUCGCUCGAGGCCGAAUUGGCCGCCUCCCUGAAGCAACAGCAGGGCGAAGACGCCAUCGGGCGAUCCUCGACAUCGACCGAGCCCGUGAAGCCGCAGCAGCAGCAGAAGAAGAAGCAGCAGCAGCAGCAGCAGGCGGUGGUGAAUUACGUGCAGGGCAGGAACGAGACAUCGGGGCGGGCGGCCAAGAAGGCAUUCGUGGUGAUCGGCAUCAACACGGCAUUCAGCAGCAGGAAGCGGCGGGACUCAGUGCGGCAGACGUGGAUGCCGUCGGGCGAGAAGCUGCGCAAGCUCGAGGAGGAGAAGGGCAUCGUGAUGCGCUUCGUGAUCGGGCACGGGGCAAUCCGAGGCGGAAUUCUGGACCGUGCUCUGGACGCCGAGGAUAAUCAGCACCACGAUUUCUUGCGCAUCGAGCACGUCGAAGGAUACCUCGAGCUAUCAGCCAAGACGAAGAUCUAUUUCGCCACCGCCGUCUCGCUCUGGGAUGCUGAGUUCUACGUCAAGGUCGACGACGACAUUCACACCAAUGUCGGCACUCUGGCGCAAACAUUGGCCACGCACCGCCAUAAGCCCGCAGUGUACAUUGGGUGCAUGAAAUCGGGGCCCGUGCUCUCGCACCGCGGCGUGAAGUAUUACGAGCCUGAGUAUUGGAAAUUCGGGGAGAAGUAUUUCAUGCACGCCACGGGCCAGCUCUAUGGGCUGUCGCGCAAUCUGGCUGAGUACAUCGCUGCGAACCAGGGCAUUCUGAAGCGCUAUGUGAAUGAGGAUGUGUCGCUGGGCUCGUGGCUGCUCGGGCUCGACGUCGAGUACGUGAAUGACCGCAGCCUGUGCUGCUCCACGCCCCCCGCCUGCGAAUGGAAGGCCAAGGCCGGCAACUACUGCGUCGCCUCCUUCGAUUGGUCCUGCAGCGGCAUCUGCCGCUCCGUGGGCCGCCUCAUGGACGUGCACCAGCGCUGCGGCGAGCCCGAGGGCUACGCUCUGCAGGUGCCGCUGUGACGCAUGCCGUCGUGAUGCCAUUCUUUCCGCAUCCGGCCAUUCCUCCCUUCCCUCCUUCCCUUCCAUUCAUUCAUAUUCGUCGUGCUUGCUCCAUUCUAGCUCGAUAGAAACACAGAAGUUCGCUGCUGCUGCUGCUAUGGCGCUCUGAAUCGCCGGCAGCAGCAGCGGCGUUGGCGAUGGCGAUGGCGUUGCGCGUGAGCGAUUGAGGAUUUCUUCCUCUGGCAGGAAGAAUCGGUUUAUGCGACGAGAGAGGCAGAGAGCGAUGGACGAGGUGAUCGUCGUUGCUGCCCUUUGCUCUCUUGUCGGAAGCUCAGAUUAGAGGGUGCUGGACGAGGUAGGAGGGAAUAGAUUUUGGUAGAAGAAUUACAGGUGAAGGACAUGCUCGUUUGUCAGUGCGUUAGCGCGUGUGUGCUGUUGCAGUGGAGAACGAUAGGGAGGAUGGAGUGGCAGAGGCUGCAGCAUUUGGAGUUUCUGGCAUUGACAUUCCUUCCUUGUCCACGAGGCAGCACCGUAACAUCAAGAGAAUGGUCAUCUGAUCGAUCAAUUGAUCGAUUUCUCAUCAUUCAGUCGACCGACGAAAACGCCCUAGGGCCCUGAACUGCAUCCAUAGCCACACCGACCAGGUCGAAUGUGGGGACACGGAAUGUGGAAUGGGUGGAGCAGCCCUCUUGGCCACCGGCAACGAGGGAGCGAUUUGAUGGCUAGAUGUCACAUUGUACAGCAGCUGGAAUCAUUGUAGACAGACACACGAACAGAAUCACACAUACCUUUGAGGAUUGGUGAACCAGGGGUUUAAGACGCUGUCUCCCUCUCUCAAUCAGAAUUAGCAGCAGGGGCAGGAGUGGCUGGAAGGCGGGCGGAUCUGGAUCCAUUCAUUCAUUGUAUAGUAGUAUGUAAGUACCGGUACGAUCUCAUCUACCGUUUCCUCAGUCACAGUCUGGGCAGAAACGGAGAAGCUGAGGACACACGAAAUACGAAAGCAUUAUUGUUUCAAAUCCAUCCACCCUAAAUUGAAGUCUGCAAUUUGUGUCAGUUU
This is a messenger RNA of Marchantia polymorpha subsp. ruderalis, 3373 nucleotides long. Lineage: Eukaryota; Viridiplantae; Streptophyta; Marchantiopsida; Marchantiales; Marchantiaceae. The record is from the annotation of a GenBank genome assembly.